Molecule: messenger RNA, 869 nt
Organism: Phalaenopsis equestris
Lineage: Eukaryota; Viridiplantae; Streptophyta; Magnoliopsida; Asparagales; Orchidaceae
Product: glycine-rich RNA-binding protein 2, mitochondrial-like
Exons: 5
Coding region: 163-597 (144 amino acids)
Molecular function (GO): RNA binding
Source: RefSeq, a predicted model, not a curated record
UCUGGCUAAUAUUUUUCCAUUACAUUUGGAAUUAAGCCAUAUUUUCUCGUGGAACCCUUCCUCGCGGCAAAACUGUCGCCGAUUCCAUUCGCUGCUCUUGUGGAUCUUCCCCCUUCUGAUUUCCCGGUCUCUUCUGUCUAGAUUGAAGGGUUGCUGUAUAAAAUGGCGUUCUGCAACAAAGUUGGUGGGUUAAUUAGAAGGCAAUGCACUUCAAGUUCAUCGAGGGGACCAACUCCCAUGAUACAUAUGUUUAAUGUUGUCCGCCAUGCUUCUACGUCAAAGCUUUUUGUUGGCGGUCUCUCAUAUGGCACAGAUGACAUGUCACUUAAGGAGGCCUUCAACUGCUUUGGAACAGUUGUUGAAGGUUUUGUUGGAACAAAGGUCAUCACUGAUAGAGAUUCUGGAAGGUCCAAAGGAUUUGGUUUUGUAAGCUUUGAAGAUUCUGAGUCUGCUAAAAGUGCUCUUUCAGGCAUGGAUGGCCAGGAGUUGCAUGGUCGAAGCAUUCGUGUGAGCUUUGCAAAUGAUAGACCUUCUGGCGGAUUUCGCGGGGGUUAUGGUGGCGGUGCCGGGGGAUUUGGCGGCUCAGGUGGGUAUUAAUGAGAAAAUGGUUCUGGGAUUAGCAAGCACGCUGAGAUGGAUGGCGAUUUAAGUUCAGGCAACAAAGUCUUGUUCCAGCUUCAAUCAACUUUGUUCAUAUUUCAGCUUUUUGUUCUGGAUUUUAAGUGAGCAUACAAAUGUGAUGUUAGCUUUCUUUUCAAUUUGUUCUGUGUCAGUCUUUUUUGUUGAUUGUGUUCAUGAUUUCAAGUGUGAUUUUAAAACUUAUUUUCAUUAUUUCUGGAUGUUCUCUUGUACUGCAUACUUUGAAGGAA